Caenorhabditis auriculariae is the source of this 3907-nucleotide messenger RNA. Lineage: Eukaryota; Metazoa; Nematoda; Chromadorea; Rhabditida; Rhabditidae. The record is from the annotation of a GenBank genome assembly.
AUGGGACCACUUUCUGCGGCAAUAUCUACGGGGCUACCAAAAAGUGUCGUCGGCGAAAUUGGUUCAAUAAUUGAAAAGCUUAUUUUUUUGAAUCUUUUAGUAUUUCAAACGGGAAUGGUUGGAUACGUGGAAUCACUGACGGAUCCGUCCUACGCCCAGCAGUUGCUCACAUUGACUUAUCCUCUGAUUGGAAAUUACGGAGUUCCGUCAACGGAACAAUUGGACGAGUUCGGAUUGCCGGCUUUUGCGGAAAGUGAUCGUGUUUGGCCGGCGGCGUUGAUUGUGGAAAAGUACGGGGUUUUUGAUGGAAAGUAUUGGAUAAAUCAUUGGAAUUUAUGCUUUUUUUGCUAAAUUUGCGUUGAGAAAUCAUGGAGUUUUCAUCGUUUUUGUCAUGGUUUACAGGUUUUCAAGAUGAGUUAAGAACACGAUUUUCACGUCAAGUUUAAUUUUAAUGCAGGCUUUUCUUCUAUUUUCUUCCAAAUUGCUCUUAUUUUCUAGGAAAAAUGAGAAAAUGCCCAGUUUUUGAGCUAGAAAAUGAAGAAAAUUUGAGGAAUCUGAGCUUUUUCUUAAUUUUCAGCUUGAUUAUGUUCUACUGUGAAAAAAAAGACGAGUUUUGAAAAAAUCUGUUUAUAUAAUGUAAGGCGGAUAGGUAAUAUAUUUAUUUUUUUCGUGCUCCCUAAAAAUUCAAAUUAUUUAUUUUUUCUCAAUUUUAUAGGUUUUCAGAGACAUUGGAAAUUUUUCUGUAGGUUCUAAAAAAGCUUAGAUGGUCAAGGAAUGAACUUUUGAGGAUUAUUUACUUAUCUAUUCAUCCCCAAGGUCAAAAAAUUGAAUAAACGUAGUUAACCGGUAUUUUCUGUUUAUCCAAUCCUUCAAAAUCGAAAAAUCUUUAAUUUAAGCUUUUUUCUCUUCACAGAAUGUGCGCCGAAGGAGAGCAGAGCCAUUGGCAGGCGGUUCAGUCCCUCUCGGAAUGGCUUCGGAAAGCCGAUGUCCCUUGUUUGGCGGGAAUCGACGUCCGCCAGCUCACGAAGAAGAUCCGAGAAACGGGUACAAUGAAGGCCAAGGUAAAAAGCAAAAAAAAUUCAGAGAAUUUUCGAAGUUUGAAUGACUAUUCUUAGUAGAAAAAUCGAAUUUAUCGUGAAAUUUCGAAUCAUGUGUUCUUUUUUGAGUAGUAUACUUGUUUCUUUUUAUUCUUAUGGAUAAAAUUUGGCUGAAAAGCUACCAAAAAGACGGCUUUUGCAUGCGUCAAAAAUGUUGAAGCUUAAAUAAAACUUGAAAAAAAAAAAUUAUUUUCCUUUUUGGAGAUUUUUUUUUUCUUUCUAUUUUGUUUCCUAUCAUUCGAAUUCUUAUAGAAAAUUGAAUUGUGGUCCAAAAAAGACGCUGAUAAGAUCUUCACGCAUUUUUUACGAGAUUACGUGAGAAAAAUUUUUUUCUAGCAUUUUCGAAAUUUUUUUCUUGAAGAGUAGUCAUACGUCUUCGAUCUCCCAGUUAAUUAGAAGGUCUUUUUUCCAUGUACCUUUUUGAAAUUCAAUUUUCAUGUAGUUCUGAUUUUUCAGGUGAUAACCGGUCAGCGAUAAGAUUUCUUAAAAAAGGUUCUAACCAUUGAAAUCAUCUAGAAAACAAGUUUUCACGGAUAAAAAGUUAUGAAAGUCGGCUUUUUUUUCGUGACAAUUAUUGAGGGUUCUUCGCUAUGACGUCACUACGUACUGGGGAAGUUUUUAGUGGCCACUUCAGUAGUUUUUCAUCCAGUGUUCCUUCCAGUAACUCUGAUAACUUUAAAACAAACAUAUUGGACCAAAUAUGUUGAUCCAGUGACCCCUAAAGUGGCCACUAAAAUUUUAGUGAUCUAGAAGUAGCACUUAGACCUCUAUAGUGACCACUUAUUUUUAACCCCUUAAGUGGCCACUAAUUUGGCUACUAUAGGGGCCACUAAAACGUCAAAACCCUAUAGUGGUCACUGAAAAUUUUCCCAGUGUUGUGCUGAUUUCAGUUGAUAAUCGAAAGCGACGAGGCGAAAUCGUUCAAUUUUAUCGAUGUUAAUGCUCAAAACCUUGUCGACGUCGUUUCCAAGAAGGUAUAUUCCAGAAAUUUCUCUACUUUUCAUAAUCAUUUAAAAUUCUAGGAAGUUUCCUCAUAUGGAAAAGGAGAUUUGAAAAUUUUGGCCGUGGACUGCGGCCUGAAAUACAACCAAAUUCGUUGCCUCGCCCGACGGGGCUUCACUGUUAAAGUGGUCCCUUGGAACCAUCCGAUCGAUCAGGAAACGGGUAAGCUCUAGUGGCCACUUAAGAGGCUUCUCAAGGACUAUUUGGAGAGGACACUAAAGUGGCCAUUAAUAACACUUCUAUAGAAGCGACUGGUUUGCGUCUUAGUGGCCACUUUAGUAGUUUUUAUUGUUCGCUCAGACGGCUAAAGAGGCCAUUAAUUUUCAGCCACUUGAGUGGCCACUAAAUCGACUACUGUAGGGACUACAAAAUGUCAAAACUCUGAAGUGGCCACCAAAAAUUUUUUCAGAAGUAUGAUUUUCUGGAAAAACUGCUUGAAAUCGGAUUCAAAAGCACUAAGAAAACGACAAUCUCGAUAAAAAAUAAUGAAUUUUUGGAAUUUUUCCAUGAAUUUGAUUCGAAUUUUGAUCUCUUUUUGGAAAAAAGAGUUUUUUUCUGUCCAGAUUACGAUGGUCUGUUCAUUUCCAACGGCCCUGGAGACCCGGAAAUUUGUGCAUCUCUUGUCGAACGCCUCGCCAACAUUGUGAAACGCGCCGAAAAGCCAGUUUUCGGCAUCUGCUUGGGCCACCAACUUCUCGCUCGGGCCAUCGGUGCAAGCACUUAUAAGUUGAAGUGGGUUUUAGGGAAGGUAUUGUGGAGAAUUCCGAGGGGAUUGGAGUUUUGAAAUUUAUUCAUAAUUAUUGAUUUUUAAUCAGAAAAAUGCCGGUCUUUUAAGAAAGAAGGAAAAUUUUUCAAUUUUAAAACUUUUUCGAUUUUUUUCGCUGUUUUUUCAAACCUUUAUUAGCCCCUUUCCAAGAAAAAUAAUUUGAAAUUAGGAAUUUUUUUUAGGUUUUUGGAUUCCCUCAAGUUUUUCAAGCUCAAAAAGUUUAUGAUUCUACUGUUUUUUAAAUUUCAAAAUAUUCUCGACUCGAUCUUUCAAAAUCAUAGUAUGCCUGGAACUGUCUAGCAUGUCUGUGCUCUCUUUUUCCUCACUGAAAAAACCAUAAAAAGAAGGAAAAUAGCGAAUAAACUGGAGAGAGAGCAGAGAAGUCAGACCUUAUUCAAGUUUUCUAGAGGGCCAGCUCUUCCCUCGUUGAACAGGUCGUAGAAGAAGGAAAAUAGCAAAGAAAAAGAAGAGAGAGCAGAGAAGUCAGAUUGAAACAAGGAUUGCAAUAGAGCAUCCUUUUCCUUGCUGAAAAAAAUCAUAGAAGAAGGAAAAUAGCGAACAAACUCGAAAGAGAUGGCAGAGAAGACAGAUUGAAACAAGUUUUGCAAUAGGGCAUCUUUUCCCUUGCUCAAGAGACCUUCGAAAACUAGAAAUAGCGAACGAACUCGAGAGAGGGCAGAGAAAUCAGAUUUAGUUCAAGUUAUUCAUUCAUUCUUCUCUGAGACAUAACUCUGAGUAUUUUCGCCAGCUCUUUAUUUUUUUGUAAUUUUGAGGUACGGUAACCGAGGUCACAACCAGCCGUGUACGCACUACGCCACCGGCCGUUGCUUUAUCACCUCUCAAAAUCACGGUUAUGCGGUCGACGAAAAAAGUCUUCCCGACGGCUGGAAGGCCCUUUUCACCAAUGAAAACGAUGGCACCAACGAGGGCAUCGUCCAUGAAAUCCAAGCCUUUUUUCAGGUUUUCCCAGAUGAAAUCAAUAUCAUUUUUGGGUUUUUUUCAGUGUCCAGUUCCAUCCGGAACACACGGCUGGACCGACUGA